GCUUUCAAAAACCUAAUCGGCCACCAUUGUGAAGGCGAUUUUAUUGAAUACUUAGUGGAUUUUUACGUUUUCUGUGAUAAUUAUCGGCGAAAUAUAAAGUUUUAUUUGGUAAGAUACAGUGCCCAGUAGUUCGGCAACUGAAUCUGAACUUCAAUUUGUGCUAGAAGUGCUUAAUUUCAAAACGUAAAUGCGUUCAAAAUGUCACGCGAAGUGAGCAUCAAAAUCGUGAACACCAUACCAUGCACUAAAUAAUCUAAGUUUUCUUUGGAAUAAGUGUUUACUGCAUUUGAAAAAGUAUCUGUACACGUCGUAAGGGAGCGCAGUUACGCGGGCGAAGGCUUCAAACUUGCCGGCAUCAUUAUGGUGGACUGAAGAAGUGUUUGUUGACGGAUUGGUGUUGACUACGUGUAGUAAACAGUGCCGCUAGAGAGCCGCGUACCAUGUCGGGCGGCUCGCAGCACAACCCCAAUGGUCGACAGUCGCAGCUGGGCUCAGGAUGGAGCCCCCUGCAGGUGUUACAGAUGGCGAACUUGCUGGCGCGGGCCCCGCAGGCACACAUGGCGUCGGACCGCGGCGUGACGUGGCACACGCCCACCCCGCCGCCCCACCUCUACCAUGUACCGGCGCCUUCGCCCCCCGACCCCCUUCAGGGUCUGUUGCAAUUGCAGGCGUUAAAGUCCGCCAGCGGGAACUCAGUGUUCCGACACACGGCCACCCCGCCCGAACUGUACAGACACACACCCACCCCACCAGACAAACAUCACAUGAGGCACACUCCAUCCCCAGGCGACAUUAAGGCGAGUGCGGCGUUACCACCAGUAGACUUAUAUCAACAUUUGGCACCUUCGAGAGCAGAGAAGCUGCGCGCGGACGACCUGAUGGCGUACACGCGGGUGGGCGUGGACCUGUCGCUGGGCGGCGGGCGCGCGGCCAACGGCGCCGCCACGUCGCCGGCCGCCGCGCCCGCCGCGCCGCCCGCCGGGCCCGCGCUGUCCGUGCGCGACGCGCCCACCAUCAACAGCCUCAUCGCGCGGCGCCACGCGCACGCGCACUCGCACCUGCCGCACGCGCGCGUGGACGCGCUGCUGGAGCGCCUGGCGCCGUCGCCAGUGUCGCCGCACUCCGUCAUCGUGCACUCGCGCGCCGCGCCCACGCCCUCGCCGCCCUCCUCCAACGAGGACUCUGCGGACUCGUGUGGCGCCCCGCCUGGCUCCAAGAGGAAACGCAAGCCAGAGCGCACCGUACGAGUGGCGGCCGCACCUCCGCCGCCCGCGCCCCCGGUGCCCUCCCCCGCGCCCCCCGCGCCCUCGCCGGCGCCCCCCGCCGCCAGCCCCGCCCCGGGCCCGGUGCUCCCCCGGGAGAAUGGCGACGCGCACGUCACGCCCGACGUGGCCGAACUGCGGCCCGCCUCGCCGCGCCCCGACCAGCCACAUGCUAGGAGAAAAACACGUUCCGGCUCCGCCGAGACGAUAGACGAUAUCGCCGCCAUGAUAGCAGACACAGAUCGCGCACCGAUUGCGGUGCCGGCACCCAUGGCGCCCCCCUCCCCCGCCGCCGCCGUCACUGUGGACAAACUUCGCAGCGUUCUAGCUAGCCCCGAAGCGGCGCGCGUGACCCGGUACCGGAGCCCGAACCCGCGCCCGCCGAAGCGCCCGGCGAGCCUACUGAGCCCCCCGCGCCUACCGCGCCGCCUGCGCCCCCCGCGCCGGCCACGGAACCCGCGCCCCCACCGGCGCCGGCCGCCGCCCCGCGCCGUCGUAGUGCACGGACGUCUAACCCCGAAGCUCCCAACGUACCCGUGGAAUCUCCUUCGGAAGGCAAGCCGGCCGAGCCUGAAGCGAGCGACGCGCGCACUGCCGAGCCGGCCGCCGUCAGCUUUGUAGAAGUAGAGAACCAGUUAGAGAAGAUGUUCGCGGGGCUGGAGGAGGAGCCGCUGGGACGGGACGCGGACGAGGCGGCGGCGCCCAGCUCGGCCGCGGCGGGCGCUGCGGGCGCCACGGCCCCCGCGGCCGCGCGCAAGCGGCGCCGGUCAGCGCCCGCGCGGUCGGACCGCGCACAGAAGGCCCAGCGCAAGAAGGCGGAUGCCCGGCGCCCGCGCAAGGGGCCGCGCGAGGCACGCGACGCGUACGACUCCGGCAGCAACGCCAGCUCUAGCAAGUCGCGGGGACCCUACAUACAGAUACGCGGACCGCGGGACUCUCCCCUGUCAGUGAGCGUGAUGAACACGACGACGGCCGGCGAGGAGGAGGAGGCGGGCGCACGCCGAAAGGGGGGCGAGGACUUCCGCAACGGCGUGCGCGGCGUGAGGGGCGUGAGAGGUCUGCACGCCUCCACGCUGGGUCUGCGAUACGACGCCAGCACGCCUGACGCCACCUGGCUCUGUGCCUUCUGUCAGCGCGGCCCGCAUGCGGCCUCGCUCGGGGACCUCUUCGGGCCAUACACACUCGACAACGACUGCGACGAGUACAGGGCGCUGGACGAGGCGACGCGGCGGCGCUACAGCUCGGCCGAGGCGUGGUUCCACGAGGCGUGCGCGGUGUGGGCGCCGGGCGUGCUGGCGGCGGGCGCGCGGCUGUGGGGGCUGGGCGCGGCCGUGUGGGCGGCGCGCGGCUCGCGCUGCGCGGGC
This is a messenger RNA of Spodoptera littoralis (African cotton leafworm), 2626 nucleotides long. Lineage: Eukaryota; Metazoa; Arthropoda; Insecta; Lepidoptera; Noctuidae. The record is from the annotation of a GenBank genome assembly.